AUGCCCCCCAAGGCAGAUAGUCGGCGCAAAUCUGGCGGCAAGCCAGGCUUGCUGGUGACGCUUAGAAUCCCUGCGUCGAAGCUACGCGAAGUCAUCCAUGGCGAAUCUUCUGAUGCUGAGUCGCCAGUUCCAAAGGAAUCCACUGAACCCAAAGACUCUGUCGACUCUCCUGCCCCAUCUGCUCACUUAGCAGCGUCUGGCCUCUCAAACGGUGAUAAUGCCUCUGAUUCCAAUGCUGCGACGCCGGCAGCUGAGGGCACACCAGCACCGUCGUCCAUGGCACCGCCUACAGAUGGCCGAAAGAAAGGCGCCAAGAGGUCUGCGACCACAAUAGAUGGAAUACCAAAGCCUCGUGGAAAGCCGGGCCCCAAGAAGAAGCCCAGACUGGAGGAUGGCACCAUCGAUCACGCCGCUGUCGCCAGAAUGCAAGCAGCCAAGCUCGGCCCCAAAGCGAAUCAAGGAGCCAUCAAUGCCGGUUUGAGAGCGCUCGAUCGGUCCGGCAAGCCUUGCCGCAAAUGGGCUCGGGGCGGAUUCCAGCUGAAGAGCUUUACUGGCGUUACGUGGGAAAUUCCUCGCUGGUCUGCCCCGGCCAAGAAGCCUGGUGAAGACGACAACGACGAGUCGGGUGCCGCCUCGGCCUCUGCGGACAAUAGCAGCGGCAAGGAGAACAAGGCCAACGGCCAAGAAGAAAACAGCGCCAACAACAGCAAUGCUGGGGGAGAUGUCGAGAUGAACAGCGUUCCCAGCAUCAAUGCCUCAUCACCGGCGCCCAUUGCCAUAUCCGCUGCAUCUUAG
Pochonia chlamydosporia 170 is the source of this 795-nucleotide messenger RNA. RefSeq lists its product as hypothetical. The record is from RefSeq and is a predicted model, not a curated record. Gene Ontology annotation, cellular component: Ino80 complex. Lineage: Eukaryota; Fungi; Ascomycota; Sordariomycetes; Hypocreales; Clavicipitaceae. Gene Ontology annotation, biological process: chromatin remodeling. Bases 1 to 795 code for a protein of 264 amino acids. The transcript is spliced from 2 exons.